Chelonus insularis is the source of this 591-nucleotide messenger RNA. RefSeq lists its product as uncharacterized. The record is from RefSeq and is a predicted model, not a curated record. The transcript is spliced from 5 exons. Gene Ontology annotation, molecular function: odorant binding. The coding region runs from base 57 to 503 and encodes 148 amino acids. NCBI's taxonomy places the organism in Eukaryota, Metazoa, Arthropoda, Insecta, Hymenoptera, Braconidae.
UUCAACUUUUUACUCAAAUCUAUUCGACUUGUUGGAGAGUAAGAGUAUUUGUAAAAAUGUACAAAUUUUUGUCAUUCUGUUUGCUCGGAAUAGUUCUUGCUUUUGCUGUCGUUACCUCAGCUGAAAAGCGUACAUUGUCUCUUCAAACACUGCUAAUUACAGCUCACAAAAUUUGUUUACAAAAAGAAGAAUCCGCUAAACAGGAAUUGUUAGGACGAAAUGAAAUGGAUGAUAUGACUGAAAGUGAUAUCCAUCGAUGCCAUCAUGCUUGUGUCUGGGAAAACUCUGGAUUGUUUUCAAACAAUACCUUUGAUUUAGAAAACAUGAUUCCUACACCACAUGAAUUGCCACAUCGUAUCAAAAGGAUAUUUUUUCGUACCAUUCUCUACACAUGUGUUGGCCACAGUUAUGAAAUUGAGGACGAAUGUGAGAAAGCUUCCACCUUUAUGAGGUGCAUUAUUACUCUUGCUCAACAUAAACCAUUGCAAAUACAGAAGAAGUAGAUGUUAGGACAAUGGAAAUUUAUGCUCGAAACAUUUGUUGACAAUAUAAAACAUUUUUGAAUAAUUUGCAGGAAUAUUUUACCUUUAA